CCACCUCCGUAGUGGACGUCACGAUGAACGCACCUGCAGGUGUCAAGGCUGAGGCCGCCGCUGCCACAGACGCGGCGCCCAGCCUGGUCAUCUCCAACCUGAACUACGCGUACCCGAUGGGCGAAAAGAUCAUCAAGGACUUCUCACUCACCCUCCCUCCCGGUUCGCGAUGCCUGCUGUCGGGCGCGAACGGCGCGGGCAAGACCACGCUGCUCCAGGUCCUCGCCGGCAAGACCAUGGUGCCCACCGAGGACGUCCGCGUCAUCGGGCGUCCCCCCUUCCACGACACCGAACUGACCUGCUCCGGCGACCUCGCGUACCUCGGAGCGCAGUGGCGUCGCAACGUGGGCAGCGCCGGGUCCGUUCCUCUGGCGGGUGACAUCAGCGCGGGUAAGAUGAUCUUCGGCGUGGAGGGCAUCGACAAGAACCGCAGGGCUGACCUCAUCGAUAUCCUCGACAUAGACGUCGACUGGAACAUGAUGCGGGUCAGCGACGGCCAAAGACGGCGGGUCCAGAUCUGCAUGGGCCUCCUCAAGCCUUUCAAGGUGUUGCUGUGCGACGAGAUCACCGUUGACCUUGACAUCCUGGGCCGGUUGGACCUCCUGAACUUUUUGAAGCAAGAGUGCGAGCAACGGGGUGCGACUGUGGUGUACGCCACGCACAUCUUCGACGGCAUGGAACCGUGGAUGACCCACAUCGCGUUCACCAGCGACGGCAAGCUGGUGCACGGCGGGAAGAAGGAGGACGUCGGCGAUCUGAAGGGGGUCAGGCACCUCUUAUCGACGGUGUACGACUGGCUGGUGGUGGACAGGAACGACAGGAAGGAACGCGAGAAGCUGGAGAAAGCGAACCCCAAGCCCAAAUCCAGCCUGGAGAGCAGGUUCGGGUCCAGACACAUGGCGUAUUACCGAUGAUUCGGUCCCCGCCGCGUCGUCGCGCACUACGCCGGGGGCGAGCGCACCCGGGACGUUGUUUGAUUCAUUCUUAGACACCCCGUUCCGCGCGGGUAUUCUUUGCACGCAGUACUUGUAGACUGAAUGGUGGACAUCCACCUAGGACGCUUUUUGCUAGUCGCUUAUUGUUUCAAUAGACUGACGAGUUGACAUCGAU
Micromonas commoda is the source of this 1110-nucleotide messenger RNA. RefSeq lists its product with no specific name. The transcript has a single exon. The record is from RefSeq and is a predicted model, not a curated record. The coding region runs from base 24 to 914 and encodes 296 amino acids. Gene Ontology annotation, molecular function: ATP binding; ATP hydrolysis activity. NCBI's taxonomy places the organism in Eukaryota, Viridiplantae, Chlorophyta, Mamiellophyceae, Mamiellales, Mamiellaceae.